CUAAUUUUUUUAAAAUUAACAAUAAAAUUUGUGCUGAUUUCAAAAGACUAAUUUCUACUCAAGCCUGCUUUUUCUUUUGAAUUCCAGACCUUUGACAUCACACUUACCUUAUUUUGAACACAACCCAUACAAAUUUUUCCUCAAAUAUAGUUUCUACAAAACCUUUUGUAUGGCUUAUAAGCAAACAUUCAGUAAGAAUAAGAAAAAAUGUGACAGAGGCAAAAUGUUGAUAGAAAUGGGAAGUCUUUAUUUUAAUUUCCAUUUGAGGGGUGAUUUUAUGCAAUGGCUUCAAGCCACAGUUCUUCACCAGUGCCUCAAGCAAGUAGCAGUGAUGUUUUCUUUAAAAAGGAGGUAGAUUCUGCUAAACAUAUUCGACCUGUACAGUCACUGCCAGAUGUGUGUCCCAAGGAACCCACAGGUGAUUCACAUAGUUUAUGUGACGCCCCAUCUCUAGUUGCAGAUCAACAUAGAUGGACUAUUUAUCAUUCCAAAGUAAAUCUUCCAGCAGCAUUAAAUGAUCCUAGAUUAGCAAAAAGAGAAUCUGAUUUCUUCACAAAAACAUGGGGUCUAGACUUUGUGGACACAGAAGUCACGCCUUCAUUCUACCUCCCACAAAUCAGCAAAGAACAUUUUGCAAUGUAUCAACAGGAAAUCUCUCAGAGAGAGAAAAUUCACGAGAGAUGCAAGACUAUUUGUCCUCCAAAAGAUACCUUUGAUAGGACUCUCUUACUUACUCCUGAUAAAUCCAGGACAGAUCUGGAACAAGUACCUAAGAUUUUUUUGAAACCAGAUUUUGCCUUGGAAGAUCCCUUAACAUUUAAUUCAGUUUUACCAUGGUCUCAUUUUAACACUGCUGGGGGAAAAGGAAAUCGUGAUGCAGCAUCCUCAAAGUUGCUUCAAGAAAAGCUGAGCCAUUAUUUGGAUAUUGUGGAAGUAAACAUUGCUCAUCAGAUCUCUCUACGUUCAGAAGCAUUUUUUCAUGCAAUGACCUCUCAGCACGAAUUGCAGGACUACCUCAAGAAAACUUCCAAGGCUGUAAAAAUGCUUCGAGAUAAAAUUGCACAGAUUGAUAAAGUAAUGUGUGAAGGAUCUCUCCACAUUUUAAGACUGGCACUUACCAGAAAUAACUGUGUAAAAGUGUACAAUAAACUGAAAUUAAUGGCCACUGUGCACCAGACUCAACCUACAGUACAAGUGUUGUUAUCCACUUCCGAAUAUGUUGGAGCCUUGGACUUAAUAGCAACAACCCAAGAAGUUCUACAGCAGGAACUUCAGGGCAUUCAUAGUUUUCGGCACCUAGGAUCACAACUUUGUGAAUUAGAAAAAUUGAUAGAUAAAAUGAUGAUUGCAGAAUUUUCUACUUAUUCUCAUAGUGAUUUAAAUAGACCACUGGAAGAUGACUGUCAAAUUUUAGAAGAGGAAAGACUAGUAUCACUUAUAUUUGGACUUUUAAAACAAAGAAAACUCAAUUUUUUAGAAAUUUAUGGUGAAGAGAUGAUUAUCACAGCAAAAAAUAUCAUUAAACAGUGUGUGAUUAAUACAGUUUCACAGAUAGAAGAAAUAGACACAGAAGUUGUUGUAAAACUUGCAGAUCAGAUGAGAUUGAUGAAUUUUCCUCAGUGGUUUGAUCUCUUAAAGGAUAUUUUCUCUAAGUUUACGGUGUUCCUACAGAGGGUUAAGGCAACGUUAAAUAUUGUUCGAAGUGUUGUCCUCUCAGUCCUUGACAAAAAUCAAAGGACUAGGGAACUGGAAGAGACUUCAGAACAGAAGAAUGCCGCAAAAGACAGUUCAGUAGAUACAGAGGUGGCAUAUUUAACCCAUGAAGGUAUGUUUAUAAGUGAUGCAUUUAGUGAGGGUGAGCUACCACCUGGAAUAACUGACACUACCUCUCAAAGAAAUGCAUCUCCGAGCAGUGAGCCCUGCAGCAGUGAUUCGGUAUCCGAACCAGAAUGUACUACUGAUUCUUCCUCCAGUAAAGAGCAAAUAUCUUCUCUUACACCAGGAGGUGUAGAGCUUAUGGUCAGUGAGGACAUGAAGUUGACUGACUUAGAGCUGGGAAAGCUGGCAAAUAGCAUCCAAGAGUUGCUGUAUAAUGCUUCAGAUAUAUGCCAUGAUCGGUCGGUCAAAUUUCUUAUGGCAAGAGCCAAGGAUGGCUUUCUUGAGAAGUUGAAUUCCUCUGAGUUCGUCGCGCUUUCUCGAUUAAUGGAAACAUUUAUUUUAGAUACUGAACAGAUCUGUGGACGAAAAAGUAUGUCAUUACGUGGUGCUCUUCAGAGUCAAGCUAAUAAAUUUGUAAAUAGAUUUCAUGAAGAGAGAAAAACCAAACUCAGUCUCCUGUUAGAGAAUGAGCGAUGGAAACAAGCUGAGGUACCUGCAGAAUUCCAGGAUCUUGUUGAUUCCAUAACAGAUGGGAAGAUUGCUUUACCUGAAAAAAAAUGUGGAGAGGAGAGAAAACCAGCCGACUUCCUGAUAGUUGAAGGACAGCCAUAUGCUGUUGUUGGAACAGUAUUGCUAUUGAUAAGAAUUAUCCUUGAAUAUUGCCAGUGUGUAGAUAACAUCCCCUCUGUUACUACUGACAUGCUUACUCGUUUGUCAGAUUUAUUGAAGUAUUUCAAUUCAAGAAGUUGCCAGUUAGUUCUUGGAGCAGGGGCUUUGCAGAUCGUUGGUUUGAAAACAAUAACUACAAAAAACUUAGCCCUUUCUUCACGCUGCCUCCAGUUAAUUGUGCACUACAUUCCUGUGAUCCGAGCUCAUUUUGAAGCUCGUCUGCAGCCUAAGCAAUACAGCAUGCUCAGGCAUUUUGAUCAUAUCACUAAGGAUUACCAUGACCAUAUAGCAGAAAUCUCAGCAAAACUUGUAGCGAUUAUGGAUAACUUAUUUGACAAACUGCUAUCUAAGUAUGAGGUGAAAGCUCCUGUUCCUUCUACUUGCUUCAGGAAUAUUUGUAAACAGAUGGCAAAAAUGCAUGAAGCUAUAUAUGAACUCCUUCCAGAGGAACAAACACAGAUACUGUUUUUAAGAAUUAAUGCAAGCUACAAAAUCCACAUGAAGAGACAGUUAUCUCAUUUAAACGUUGUUAAUGAUGGAGGACCUCAAAAUGGGUUGGUUACAGCAGAUGUAGCUUUUUACACUGGAAAUCUUCAAGCCUUAAAAGGACUUAAAGAUUUGGACCUAAAUAUGGCUGAGAUCUGGGAACAGAAGAGGUGAUAACAUACUGGAAAACUUAUUUGUCAGACCACAGGAUGUAUUUAAGAAUUUUGAUGCCUGUCUCAGAUAUUUAAAGCAGAGCCCAAAAGCAUGUAUGUGGGGGAAUGGGAAGGGUGAUGAAAGUAUCAGUGUUGGGAACUGAAUUCAGUGGGACCUGCAAGGAAUGUCCUUUUUUGUGCAUCCUCAGUGAGGGAUAACUGAUCAGGUGUCUAUAACAUUUUUUCAUUCUCUCUGGAAACAGACUCAGGUUUCUUUGGACCAAAUCCAAAAGAACACAUAGCUGUAACACAGCUGUAGUUGACUAGAAUGCUCUAUAUACCUUUAUAUUAAAAAAUGCUUUGCAUUUCUUCCAGUGCAAUGAAAUUCAUAUGGUAUCCCACCUUAUUUAAUGAUGGUACAAUUUAAAAUAUUAAAAUCUUAAGUCAACCUCUGUAGAAAAUGUUUUCUCUAUGAAAGUAAUGCUGUUUGGAAAAUUAUUUUUUUACAGAUCUUUCUAUAAAAAAAUAAACAUCUUUUGAUUGCUUGGAUUUAGGAUUCCCCUUUUUGUUUUAGUAAGCAUUCAUGUUUCAGGGUUUGUGUAUCUCAUACUUUCUCUUUAUACUGCCACCCAUGCUGAGUAAAGCUUUCCAGGUUAUUCUGACCACUUGAAAUGAUAAUCAUUAGUGAUGAUUAAAGAAUAAGAUGUUGGCAUUAAUUUAUGAAGCUACUAAUUUAAGUACUUUUCAGUAAUAGUAAGUAGGGCUGGUGUUCCAUAUCUGUAUUUUUAUAUUUAUAAAGCAACCUAUGAAGAAUUUUUUUUUGUCUUUCUCAUUUUUGGCAGAGGUACAAAUGCUUAUUUAUACAAGUCUGCCUACUUGUGAAAAUAAGUUUUUAUUUCAAAAUUUUGUAUGUUACCUAAACAUUGCACACCUUGGGUUCUUAAUUUUAAGUUACUUUGAUGUGUGAUGUCUAUAUACCAGAGAGAAGUAGAAUUUUUUAGCAUAAUAUAGUACAGGUUGCUAUAUAUAAGCUAUUAUAGUAUUGGGGAGGGGAGUGUAAGGUGAUGAAUGGAGUUAACUUGUUUGGAGAAUUUUUUUAUAAACAAACACUUUACCUUCACUAUUAGAAUCAGUAAGCACUCUACCAGUAACAAAGUGCCUGUGCUUCAUCUCACAUUAACAAUCUUACCUAAACAUGUCAGAGUGCCUAACCUUGUAAUGAUUAUGUACAACCAAAUGGUCUAUUGCUAUGUUAAGGUUUCCUCAAAGGCAAACCUGUCUUUUUUGCUUUACCAUUAUGAAGAUGUCAUCAGUUCUUAAACUGUCUAAAAAAUAAAGCUAUAAAAAUA
Molecule: messenger RNA, 4534 nt
Organism: Sarcophilus harrisii (Tasmanian devil)
Lineage: Eukaryota; Metazoa; Chordata; Mammalia; Dasyuromorphia; Dasyuridae
Gene: VPS54
Product: VPS54 subunit of GARP complex
Exons: 23
Coding region: 283-3207 (974 amino acids)
Biological process (GO): retrograde transport, endosome to Golgi; Golgi to vacuole transport
Cellular component (GO): GARP complex
Molecular function (GO): syntaxin binding
Source: RefSeq, a predicted model, not a curated record